Trichomycterus rosablanca is the source of this 3483-nucleotide messenger RNA. RefSeq names its product gamma-secretase activating protein (gene gsap). Bases 481 to 3060 code for a protein of 859 amino acids. NCBI's taxonomy places the organism in Eukaryota, Metazoa, Chordata, Actinopteri, Siluriformes, Trichomycteridae. The record is from RefSeq and is a predicted model, not a curated record. The transcript has 31 exons. Gene Ontology annotation, biological process: positive regulation of amyloid-beta formation. Gene Ontology annotation, cellular component: trans-Golgi network.
AUGUGCCAGAAAUAAUACUUAGAAAAUGCUAUUUUACAAGCUAUAUCUGUAUUGAAUUACUCUAAUACCUACGUACCCUGUAUGGACUGGCACAUUGUGGGCACGCAUUAUGUUCAGUCAAGUUUUGACAACUGUUUUUACUUUGAAGCCUAGGUUAGACGUAUUUUACUCUCUGUUACUGUGCUGUCUGUUACUGUAUUAGGUGGUUUCGGACUCUUUGCGUGUCUGGCAGUUUGAGACAUACAGAUACAGGAUACGUGUAAGUUAUGAAAUAUUUAAAAUUUGGACGUUUGGAAAAGUCUGAAAGUUGUACGGAAAAGUUUGACGGAAAAGCCUCGAACAGUGAACCACAGUGUUACGUUUGUUAAGAUGUAAUAUCGGGUUAUUUCCUGGUUAUUUUUCUGGUUAUUCAGCAGCAGCAGGAUUGCGUUUUUCGGAUUUACUGCUUGUGUAAUAGUAAAUAUGAGAUUGCUUUAAACAAUGCUGCAUUUAACUCCAGUUUUCGACAUUCAAAGAGACGUUUUUCCCAGUCUUUUAGCGAAAGAAAAGACUGUAACGAGAAGCAAAGACUGCGCUCUGGUUGCUGAUACUCGCAUCCUAAAUGUUGAGAGGGAUGAAGGUGUUAUAUACUCCUGGAAAGGAGCCACGGGGACCACCAGAAUUGGCAAAUAUGACCCUAACACCAAACAAAAUAAGCUACUGUACACAUUUGACAAGCAGGUGUGCAUUAGCAGCUGCUCCCUGAACAAAGAAGAAACUCUGUUGGCUGUCAGUCUGUCACAGUCCACUCAAGAAGGAGAGGAACGUUUUAAACCAGCGUCAAAAUGCUUGACACUUGUCAUAGAAAUACAUCCAAUUAAUAACACUAAAGUUCUUAAAGCAGUGGACUUCAGGGUGAAAGUUCAGUUUUUGUAUCCUGAUGUGUCGCGCUGCACUGUGCUGGAAAGCCAUUUACUGGUAGCAGCAGAGGAUGGCUAUGUUGAUCAGUACCACAUACUACUUGGGAAGCAAGAAGGCUAUAAAGUUAUAAUGCAGAAUCCAGAGCGGUUGGUGAGGGACAGAGUGGCAGAAGAGUUUUGCUGGGUUCAGUGGGACUCGGACCACCAGAGACUUUUUUACCUUACAAGCCGGGAGAAAUACAUGCUUAAGUGUGCACAAUUUUUCCCUGAUCGGAAUUUUGAAACCCUGUUUGAACUUCUCCUUGAACUCCCCAGUAAUGCUUUGACCUCUGUGAGGUUUGUUAACUUUGGACAUGAUCACUACCAAGAGCAGAAAAACAUGGGACUGAAACUGGAGGUAUUUACAGACAAAACAGGGAUCAUGUGUGUGUGCUACAGCCAUUCUUUGCUCAGCACUAAGGAUCUUACAUACACCAUUGCAUUUGUACACAAAGGCUUCAGCAAGACAUUUACUGUAGCUCUUGAGCAAACAGCAGUGUUGGCCAGAAUGCCAAACCUCCAGCCACUUUUUAUCCAUUUGGGUUAUUACACUGUAGUAUAUCUAGCUGGCCACUUCUUCCAUUUGAUCAACUGCAGGCAGCAGGACCUGCUGUGUCACAGUCUAUUUCUGUCAGGUAAUGAUGCCCAUGUAAAUGCACUAGGAGAAAAGAGUGUGUUCGUGAGUGUUUCUGGUCGCAGGCACCUGGACCCACUUACAGGCAGGAUAUAUAACUGCAAGCUCAGCCAUGACUUUAUGAUCCAGCUGCUCAGCUCCGGUAAGCCUGAGGCACAGCGCCUUGCUGCACUGCAUUGUGUAUUGGUUUACCUGGAACCUGACCAAGACCUAGAAAAGAAGGUGAUUGACUGGCUGAGUGAGAAUGUGAUGAGCUUUGAUGCUUUUGAUCAGAUUCAGGAGUUUAUUCUGGCUUCUUUGUACAGAAUCUGCUACCAACAAUCUCUCAGCCUCGAUAUAGUCCUGCCAUACUCCUCUGUGUUUGAGAAGAAGAUGCUUCCUGUAGCAUUGACUGCUAUCCCUGGUGUAAAGUGCACACCUGAGCUGCUAGCUCAGCCAGUAAUCAAAGGAAAGGCCAGAAACCUGCAGGGCUACUGGCAAGAGCUGCAGUGGGUUAUAGAAAGGACAAAAUAUUUUGAGGCUGUGUCCAACCCUCGAUUCCGUUGCUCCCAGAUUAAGAGUGAUUGGACUAAGCUUCAAGAAGCCAUGAACUCAGACAAAAAGAAAUCAUCAAACUACCUGCGUCAUCUUGAGGAAAACACCAAAAAAGUUUUGACUAUAGUGGACACAUGGUGUUUGGAUAAGCGAGUGGUUCCUUUAUUUCAGGAGGAGGACCUGCAGCAGAAGGCACUAUUAGGCCUGAUUGUGGAUAAGCUGCGGGAGCACUUGAAUCGACACCUACCAAAGCUGGGAAAGAAGAAGAUUGAUAUGCUGGUGGUGAACUACGUGGCUAAGCAGCUGGAGCUGGUGAGAUGCAUGUUGGAAUCCAUGUGGCUGAAGCUGAAGUUGAGCCCGACUGUUCUCUGUCUGAAACAGCGAGGCAGCUCAGAAGACUGGACAAUGUUUCAUUUUAUGUGUCGAAUUUUGGAAGCGACUAAAGGCCUCUGUCUGCCCCUCCCACCUGGUUAUUCUACACUUCUGACUGUGCUGGGCAUGCGCUGUCUACCUUAUCAGAUUUUCCUGCAGUAUGUGGACCAUGGUUUUCUACAACUCACUGAGACUUUUGUGUCACGCCUGUUGACAGAUUUGGAUAACAGUGAUAAGAAUGAGGAACUGAAGUUUGGUGUUUUGAAAAGACUCCCUGAGCACCUGAACCAGAAAGUAUGUCAGCUUUGGGACCAUCCAGUCAGCUCAGCCUAUAUCUCAAGAGAGUACGUCAGCACACUACUGGAGAAAUACAACAAGACAAAGGUGUUGCUGCAGCUGGAUGGAGGAAAGAUGUUUUUCCAACCUAACUUCCUUCCACUAACUUAUCUCACCAGUAUUCUCACUGACAUGGAAGAGCAAGCUUUAAACCCCUUUGAGGAGCAGGAGAAUGUUGAUGCCAGCUUUGUGGAGGAAACUGCCCUGAAGCAGACUCUGAGCAAGCUGGGAUUUGAGGUCAAGUGACAAUAGCUUAACCACAGAGAGAAGAAUGUUUGAGAUGGCCAAACAUGGUAAAACUGUGACACUGGGAGAAACUAAAACUCAGAGCUGUUUCGCAUGCUGUGAAAAGCACAUAUGCAAGCACUCAUCAUGCUGCCUGUCUGCUGUAUGAAUCUGACAUGUUUUACUGGAAGGAAGCAAAUUUCACCUGGUGCACAAAUGUACACACAGCACUGCCCACUGGAUUUGAUUAGCAAAGGUAUGCAGGUAAAAUGAUGCAAUGGACGUUUUAGUCUUUUUUUUAAAGCAGUAUAGAAAUGGCCUUGCUGUAAAUGCUAAGAUAUAAUAUGAAUAUUUAUACGUAUAAAUAUUUGUACAUUCAGCUUGGUCAAAGGGAUUUUUAUGUACAGUGUUUACACUGCCUUGGUAAACAUAACUAUUACAGAC